AUGACGAACGGUUAUUUAUUGCCUUUCUCUUUCAAAAUGGUAUACAUAAUAAAUCCAUAUGGCUAAUUGCAAGCAAGUGACAGCUACACGGUGCAAAUGCAGCUGUUUCAUAUGUGUAAGUGUAAGUAAGGCUGACGUAUUCAUGUAAACACGUUAAGUUACGUGUUACGUGUCUUCUGUCUCGUCUCGUAUGAAUGCGUAAACUCUAUUUAGAAUGAAAUAAAUACGUGUAAAUUACAAUAUCCAAAAAAUCGUGACAAAAACAGAUAUGGAAGGACAUGAUGAAGAUGACCUAGAAGAUCUGAAUUCAACUAUUUGUACUCUUCCGCCAAAUGUACAGAACGUCAUUGAACAGGUUCUACCCAGUACCGAUCCAUUGGACCAACCAAAUUUCAAUGCUGUGGAUUACAUAAAUUCGCUAUUCCCAACGGAACAGUCUCUAUCGAACAUAGACGAUGUAUUGAACUACAUGGAAUCUAAGACACGUACUAUCGACAAGGAGAUACGCUCCGUGGUACGUGGUCAAACGAAUGUGGGGCAAGAUGGAAGAGCGGCGUUGGAGGAUGCACAGAAAGUCAUAAAACAACUAUUUGUACAUAUCAAAGAUAUAAAAGAUAAAGCAGAACAAUCCGAGGAGGUGGUUAAAGAAAUAACAAGAGACAUUAAACAAAUGGACUUUGCCAAAAGAAACCUCACUGCCUCUAUUACCGCUCUGAAUCAUUUACACAUGCUUGUAGAAGGUGUAGAUUCUUUAAAAGUGUUAACAGAAAAGAAACAAUACGGUGAAAUCAUUUUGCCAUUGCAAGCUGUAAUGGAAGUAAUGCAGCAUUUUAAUAGUUACAUGGAUAUACCGCAAGUGAAACAAUUGUCCGACGCGGUACGUCAAAUCCAAGUUGAGCUGGCCCAACAAAUUACGGCAGAUUUCAAGCAAGCAUUUUCUGGCCAGAAUCCAAAAUAUUUCAAUCAGCUAACGGAAGGUUGUUUGGUGUUGUCCAUAUUAGAUCCUAAAGUGAAGAAGGAUCUGCUCACCUGGUUCGUAGGUAUACAGCUACAAGAAUAUGCUCAUCUGUUCGAGGAGAAUCAAGACUUUGCCUGGCUGGAUAAAAUAGAUCGGCGAUAUGCGUGGAUAAAGAAGCAUUUGCUUGACUUUGAAUCGAAAUUCGGAACUAUCUUUCCACAGGACUGGGAAAUCUCAGAACGAAUAGCUGUACAGUUUUGUAACGUUACGCGUGAAGAUCUGACUAAAUUAAUGCACAAAAGACGUUCAGAAAUCGAUGUGAAAUUAUUGUUGUAUGCAAUCCAAAGGACUAGUAAUUUUGAGACACUGUUAUCAAAAAGAUUUAGUGGUAUCACUUUGGAGAAUACUGAAACGUCAGUUAAAAAAUCUAGUAAUGCUGAUGCCACUGAUAAAGUAUCCACUAAUCCGUUUGAAAUAAAUGAACAGGUGCAGAAUGAAAAACCAAAGCCAUCACCAUUUACCAAUCUUAUUGGGACAUGUUUUGAGCCAUAUCUAAGUAUUUACAUAGAAAGCUUGGAUCGCAAUUUAGCAGAUUUAAUGGAAAAAUUUGUGUCAGAUUCCAAAACGCAACCCCCUGGUGGUAAAGAAUUCGAUGGUAUCGAGGGACCUAGUAGCGUUUUAUCUUCUUGUGCAGAUUUGUUUGUGUUUUAUAAAAAAUGCAUGUUGCAAUGCACACAACUCAGUACUGGCUUGAUUAUGUUGAGUCUGGCUGAAACGUUCCAAAAAUAUCUGCGCGAAUACGCUAUUAAAGUACUUCAAAGUAAUUUACCGAAGAUCGGUGGUAGCGCAGGACUUGCCACAAGUAUGAGUAGCAUUACUCGUGAUUUCCGAGAUCUCUCAACAUCUGGCUUUAUACAAAAUUUCCAAAGCUUUUUGAAGGAAGGUGAAACUACUAGAUUCAGCAAAGAAGAACAAUCACGUAUAUGCUGUGUAUUAACAACGGCUGAAUAUUGUUCGGAGACAACAAAACAAUUGGAAGAAAAAUUGCGAGAAAAGACGGAUAAAUGUUAUGCUGAAAAGAUUAAUUUGUCUCAAGAACAGGAUAUUUUUCACAGUGUGAUAUCAAAUUGUAUUCAGUUGUUAGUUCAAGAUUUAGAGUCAGCAUGUGAAUCUGCAUUGACUGCAAUGACGAAGGUUCAAUGGAGUGCGAUAGAAGUUGUCGGCGAUCAGAGCAAUUAUGUUAAUACUAUUGUAACACACCUUCGACAAACAAUACCUACUAUCAGAGAUAGGUUGUCCGCGUGCAGAAAAUAUUUUACUUAUCUAUGCGUAAAUUUUGCAAGCUCAUUUAUAGUGAAAUUAGUACAACAAUUGUAUAAAUGCAAACCUUUAAAUACUAUGGGUGCAGAACAAUUGUUGCUCGAUGUAAUUGUGUUGAAGACUGCUCUCUUGGAUCUUCCAACAACGGGUUAUCAAGAUCAGAGAAAACCACCAGCGGCAUAUACUAAGGUAGUGAUAAAGGGCAUGGCAAGCGCUGAAAUGAUUCUCAAAAUUGUGAUGUCACCAAUUGAAUCUCCAAAAGACUUUGUAAAACAGUGUAGAUUACGUUUUCCGGACCUAGAAGCCCAAGAAUUUAAGAAGAUCCUGGAUAUGAAGGGUUUGAAGAAAACAGAGCAAGCUCUUCUAGUUGAACAAUUCAAGCAACCAGAAAAUGCAGCCAGUUCGCAUGAUACAAAGGGUCACACUGUUCAGGAUAGUCCAGAACAUGAAGCCGGGCGAAUAAAAAAACUAGAAAAAUUAAUAAAGAAAAGAAUAUGAGCAUUUUUUGAUAGUAAAUCUUAUAUAUUCUUAUAUCAUCUUAUAAAAUUGAAAUACUUGCUAAGUAUUGUAUACCUUACAGUCUAUCUUAACUCUUAUUAAAAUUGUUUAAAGGUCAUGUGCCAUUUAGAACACAAAAGAACUGUUUUUUUAUUCUUUAUUGUUGUACAUUGUAAACAAAACCCGAUAAACAGGAUGAUGUUAACCCUGUU
Megalopta genalis is the source of this 2988-nucleotide messenger RNA. RefSeq names its product vacuolar protein sorting 53 (gene Vps53). Gene Ontology annotation, biological process: retrograde transport, endosome to Golgi. The record is from RefSeq and is a predicted model, not a curated record. NCBI's taxonomy places the organism in Eukaryota, Metazoa, Arthropoda, Insecta, Hymenoptera, Halictidae. Gene Ontology annotation, cellular component: GARP complex.